CAAAAGCUCUAAGACGGAGAACAAGACCACAGAGAAAGACAUUUGAAAGCAAAUUUGAACUCCACUUAGCAGACCCUCUUCUCUGAAUCGGAGCCCGAGUAGGUCAUCCAUUAAAGAUCAUGGCUUGCUCAAACUUUACAAUGUGGGUAUCCUCAAAAUCGUCUUCAUCCGAUGACUCCGCUCUAUCCUUUCGGCAUUUUAACCCACUUCAAGUUCCUUUGCAAGGCUCUGCCUCGCGAUCCUCAUCUGUCACUCCGAUUCAUUGUGGCCUCCGUGAGCUUCGAGAACGGAUCGAUUCAGUGAAGAACACCCAGAAAAUUACUGAGGCUAUGAAGCUCGUUGCUGCUGCCAAAGUGCGUAGAGCUCAAGAAGCUGUUGUAAAUGGAAGACCAUUCUCGGAAUCUCUAGUUGAAGUUCUUUACAACAUCAACGAGCAGCUCCAAACCGAAGAUAUAGAUGUUCCUCUUACAAACGUCCGACCGGUUAAGAAGGUUGCUUUGAUUGUUGUAACAGGGGAUCGUGGCCUCUGCGGAAGUUUCAAUAACAUGAUCAUCAAAAAGGCAGAGUCCAGAAUCGCAGAAUUGAAGACCCUUGGCCUUGAUUAUACGGUUAUUAGCGUUGGCAAGAAGGGAAAUUCGUAUUUCCUUCGCCGGCCUUACAUCCCAGUAGAUAGAUUUCUUGAGGGCGGUUCACUUCCCACAGCUAAAGAAGCUCAAGCCAUUGCAGACGAUGUUUUUUCCCUCUUUGUUAGCGAAGAGGUAGACAAAGUCGAGCUUCUGUACACCAAAUUCGUGUCAUUAGUUAAAUCGGACCCUGUGAUCCACACACUGCUUCCAUUGUCCCCGAAAGGAGACAUUUGUGAUAUAAAUGGUGUUUGUGUCGAUGCCGCAGAGGACGAGUUCUUCAGAUUGACGACAAAGGAAGGAAAAUUAACCGUAGAGAGAGAUGCCGUGAGAACAAAAACCUCGGAUUUUUCCCCAAUUUUGCAGUUUGAGCAGGACCCAGUUCAGAUUCUUGAUGCUUUAUUACCUCUCUAUUUGAACAGUCAAAUUUUGAGGUCAUUGCAAGAAUCAUUAGGCAGUGAACUUGCGGCCAGAAUGAGUGCCAUGAGCAGUGCUACUGAUAAUGCAAGCGAGUCGAAGAAGACGCUCUCUAUUGUCUACAACAGACAGCGUCAAGCCAAAAUCACUGGCGAGAUUUUGGAGAUUGUUGCUGGUGCCAACGCUUUGACUUGAGUCAAUUAUGCUACUUGUAGGGAAACAAUUUGAUGCAGACGAACAAAUCAGCAGCAGGCUAAGCGAUGUGGAUAGACACAAAAGAAGUUGAAAAUGGUGGUGGGAAGCCAUAGUUUUUGCAAGAGAGGAUGAAAUCCCAUCCCGGUGAAGGAAAGUGAUUAAAUGAAUGAAAAAAAGAUCAACCAGUAUGGCAGGUUCCAACACCAGAUGGAGCCAUGGGUUUCAUGGAAAAUCAAUCAAAGACGAAGACUUUGAUGAAGAACAAGCGUGGGGCUUUCCCAGCGAAACCAAAACAGAAGAAGCUUCUACCCCUGUGGCAACAAAAUUCAAGCACUUCAAUUCAUCACCCUCUUCUUCUUCUAACUCCUCUGCUUGGUGCAUGCAGAUCAGCUCUGCUCCAAAAAUGAUCCCAAAAGCCAAAACCACACCCAAUCAAGAACCCAAAACUGUGAAGAGAUCCUCAGCUCCUCUGGAGAUACCAGACUGGUCCAAGAUAUAUGGAAGGAAUGGCAACAUGGGUAGUCCAUGGAUGGACGAGGGAUACGGCUUUAUUAACGAUGAUGAGGAGGAAGAGGAGGAGGAGGAUGUUAUGGUUCCUCCACAUGAAUGGAUUGCUAGGAAGCUUGCAAGGACCCAAAUUUCAUCCUUCUCAGUUUGUGAAGGCAUUGGAAGAACAUUGAAGGGAAGAGAUCUAAGUAAAGUGAGGAAUGCCAUAUUGACCAAAACUGGCUUUUUGGAGUAAUGCAACAAAAAACCAUCAUCAUCUUCUUCCAGAUUUCAGAACAACUGUUCGCGUCUUCUUUUUCUUUUUUUUGGGUCAGUUUUGAUCUCACAUUUUGGUUGUUUCAUUUGAGUUUUUGGUAAUUGAAUUCCAGUUUUGUAAUAAACACAAAACGAUAGAGCCUUA
Cucurbita moschata (crookneck pumpkin) is the source of this 2142-nucleotide messenger RNA. RefSeq names its product ATP synthase gamma chain, chloroplastic-like. The transcript has 3 exons. Gene Ontology annotation, cellular component: chloroplast thylakoid membrane. Gene Ontology annotation, molecular function: proton-transporting ATP synthase activity, rotational mechanism. The coding region runs from base 120 to 1235 and encodes 371 amino acids. Gene Ontology annotation, biological process: proton motive force-driven ATP synthesis. NCBI's taxonomy places the organism in Eukaryota, Viridiplantae, Streptophyta, Magnoliopsida, Cucurbitales, Cucurbitaceae. The record is from RefSeq and is a predicted model, not a curated record.